AUGUGCGAUCGGCGCAAGGUGUCGUGUGGUGGGUAUAAGAAGGACUUCAAAUGGCGACCUUUCGAAGAGACGAACUUGGCUGUUGGUCGCCCGACUACCAUCAAACCGACAAAGAAGGCCAACAAUCAUUCUCACCUACUAAACUCCCUCGCAAAUCCGGAGGACUUCCCUACUCCUCCAAUUACUGAACUUGCAGUCUCGCCGAACCGAGCGCAGUCGAAUCCUGCAAACACAUCACCCAGAGAAUCAUCUUUGCUAGGCUCACCAGGAAGCAUCAAAAGCUAUGUAUCUGGCGAUGCCCAUUCCCUUGAUGAGUUCCAGGUGAUGCCAGAGCAUUUAUCCGCAGCCGAGGAUAUAGUCCAUGGCAUCACUGCGUCCAACUCCAUGGAUACAGAUUCAUGUCAUUUUCUGCCUUUUCUUGAGACGUUCCAAGGAGCUGCACCGUUUGACGACGAGAUGGUCCUAGAUACGAAUGUUGAAACCACUUCAGGUCCAAUGACCUUUGGCCCGGCAUACCAACAACCACCUGACUUAGACUUCAACUUCUCCCAACUACUGGACGAGGAUAAUGGAGAAAUCGAAGAGAUAAUUCGACAAUCAAAUGCAAGCUCAAACCAAUGGGGCUUCCCAUUCUCCGCCCAGGGCAAUAACAUCUUUGAUUUUUCACGUCUCCCAGGCCAACCAUCGUUGGCACCAGAAAGCCAAGAAAUGCUGGCCAUGCGCUUUGAUAAGUUGACAUGCGGUAUUUUGUCAGUCAAGGAUGGCAGGACAGAAAACCCAUGGAGGACGCUGGUUUGGCCUCUUGCUAAGGAAACACCCGCUCUAUAUCAUGCUCUGUUCGCACUAUCUGCCUUCCACUCCGCCAAAGAAAACCCUUCUCUGCGAGUCCAAGGUGUCAAGCACAUGCGAAAGAGCAUGACAUGUCUUCGAGAACAAAUUCAAAGUAUGAGGACUGAAACGGCGCUGGCGACUAGUCUUGCGCUAGCGUUUGCCGAUACCUGGGACCACAAUACUCGGACCUGUGUUCAGCAUCUACGAGGGGCGAAGGUGUUGAUGCAGCAGGUACUGAAUGUGGGCGUCCAGGGUGGACAGAGCAACGACAGACUUGAUCGCAUUCGCUUCUUGUAUAAUACCUGGACCUAUAUGGAUGUUCUUGCGCGGCUUACUUCUUUGGAUGAGUCAGGGCAAGAUGAUCUUACUCAGGAUAUCUUUCAAUUACCCGGUGAUGCUGUCCAUGAGAUUGAUCCGUUGAUGGGAUGUGCAGCCACUCUUUUCCCUCUCAUCGGCCGAGUCGCAAGACUGGUCCAGCGAGUGCGAAAAUGCUCCUCAAAUUCGGUCUCUAUCGUGUCGCAAGGAAUGGAGCUCAAAUCACUUGUGGAGCAGUGGGAGCCUCCGCAUUGGUUUGAACCGCCAGAAGACCCAACAUCCGAAGUGCAGCACAGCAUCCAAGUGGCACAUGCGUAUCGCUGGGCCACAUUGCUCUACCUUCAUCAAGCCGUGCCGGAGAUGCCAUCCGAACCGGCCGAGGAACUAGCGAAGCGUGUAUUGAUAUUGCUAGCCACAGUACCUCCUACGUCACGGACAACCAUCAUUCAAAUGUUCCCUCUUAUCGCUGCCGGGGCUGAAGUCGACGAUGAGGAUGAUCGGAGAUGGGUUAUGGAUAGAUGGUUCACUGUUCAGUCUCGGCUAAUGCUCGGUGGGAUCGACCGUUGCCUUGAUGUUGUACGUGAGGUGUGGGCUCGCCGUGACAAACUCAAUGCCCAGAGGCAACGGCAGCAGAACCAAUGUGCUACCUCAUGUGCUGGAUCUUUCUCUUGCGAGAGCAGAGGAAAUACCAACCCCAAAUUCGGAUCUUCCGAGAGCAAAAACAAUGGAAGAAACUUUCAUAACCGUGGCAAUUCCUGUGAUCAGCUCGAGAAAUCUACGGUAGGGGUACCAGGAGUUCCUGCCAAAUCUGGGUCUUCUCGGCGGGGCUCUGCUCUUUCGCCUUUGGAGAAUAUCGAAUUUGAGAGAACAGUCCGAAGCAGAUUGCAUUGGGUGAAUGUUAUGGGAGAAUGGGGCUGGGAGGUUUUCCUUGGGUGA
Molecule: messenger RNA, 2082 nt
Organism: Penicillium pulvis
Lineage: Eukaryota; Fungi; Ascomycota; Eurotiomycetes; Eurotiales; Aspergillaceae
Product: fungal specific transcription factor domain-containing protein
Exons: 4
Coding region: 1-2082 (693 amino acids)
Biological process (GO): positive regulation of transcription by RNA polymerase II
Cellular component (GO): nucleus
Molecular function (GO): DNA-binding transcription factor activity; transcription cis-regulatory region binding
Source: RefSeq, a predicted model, not a curated record